AGCCACAAUCGGAUGCGAACUUACGAUACCUAUGUUGGAAUUGGGUGGCUGAUUCCUGGUAUGGACCAGGGUCUCCUGGGAAUGUGUGUAGGGGAGAAGCGCAUUAUCACAAUACCACCAUUCCUGGCAUAUGGAGAAGAAGGAGAUGGGAAGGAGAUCCCUGGCCAAGCUUCUCUGGUGUUUGACGUGGCCCUGCUAGACCUCCAUAACCCCAAGGACGGCGUUGCUGUUGAGCAGCAGCACGUCCCCGAGCGCUGCGAGCGCAGGAGCCAGGCGGGAGACUUCGUGCGCUGCCAUUACAACGGCACGCUCCUGGACGGCACCUUGUUUGAUUCCAGCUACGCGCGCAACCGGACGUAUGACACCUACGUGGGGAAGGGCUACGUGAUCGCUGGCAUGGAUGAGGGCCUGCUGGGCGUCUGCAUUGGCGAAAGGAGGCGGAUAACAAUCCCUCCCCAUCUCGGAUAUGGGGAAGAAGGAAGAGGAAAGAUCCCAGGCUCUGCAGUGCUGAUCUUUGACAUUUACGUAGUCGACUUCCACAACCCUUCGGAUUCUGUCGGCAUAACCGUUACCUACAAACCUUCCAACUGCAGCGUGCUGAGCAAGAAGGGGGAUUACCUCAAGUAUCACUACAACGCGUCGCUCCUGGACGGCACCUUGCUGGACUCGACACUUAGCCUUGGCAAGACCUACAACAUCGUGCUGGGCUCGGGGCAGGUGGUGGUGGGGAUGGACAUGGGCCUCCAGGACAUGUGUGUGGGCGAGCGGCGCAGAGUGGUCAUCCCGCCCCACCUCGGCUACGGAGAGGAGGGUGUUGAAGGAGAAGUGCCUGGAAGUGCCGUCUUGGUUUUCGACAUCGAGCUGCUGGAGCUGGUGUCCGGGCUGCCCGAGGGCUACAUGUUUGUGUGGAACGGCGAGGUCUCUCCCAACCUCUUUGAGGAGAUAGACCAGAACCACGACGGAGAGGUUCUUCUGGACGAGUUUUCAGAGUACAUUCAAGCCCAGGUCGAUUCCGGCAAAGGGAAACUGGCUCCGGGUUUCGAUUUUGAGAAGAUUGUCAGGAACAUGUUCAGCAAUCAGGACCGCGAUGGGAACGGAAAAGUCACAGCCGAAGAAUUCAAGCUGAAAGACCAAGAGGCCAAAGAGGAGCACGACGAGCUGUAAAGCUAAGAGGC
Tinamus guttatus (white-throated tinamou) is the source of this 1175-nucleotide messenger RNA. The record is from RefSeq and is a predicted model, not a curated record. NCBI's taxonomy places the organism in Eukaryota, Metazoa, Chordata, Aves, Tinamiformes, Tinamidae.